This is a messenger RNA of Vicia faba (fava bean), 447 nucleotides long. Lineage: Eukaryota; Viridiplantae; Streptophyta; Magnoliopsida; Fabales; Fabaceae. The record is from the annotation of a GenBank genome assembly.
AUGAUUCGGGGGAGAGAUGAUGCAUAUGCAGGCGGCGCUAGUGGGGCCGAAUUUCCAGGCACUAAUCAAAGAGGUCAAACAAAUAUUGAAGAAAAAACAAGCCAAGUCAUAGAGGCAGAAACUUUAACACAUGACCACAUAGCUAAAGACGUGGACGACAUGCAUAAGGAGAGAGUUAUAGAUGACAUAAAUUGGGUCGAAACAGUAGGGAGUAUGGGCUUAAACCAUUUUAAAAGCCCAUGCUUGUCUACUAACCCAAAUACAGUAACUCCAUGCGAUGAGGAAACAACCCAUAGGUUUACAAAGGAAAUAAAUAGUAGUACUCCAGAACAAAGGAAUGCAUCAAAUAGAACGAAGACCCCGAAGCUUUCAGAGGCUAGAAUGAAAAUCGCUCUAACGGCACCAAAGGUACUUGAGAAUGGAAACUAUACACAUGGCGACGAUUAA